UUCCACCUGCUCAGUCAGUUCUCAUUCCAUAACUCACCAUGUCUUCCGCUACCACCGUCACCAAGACCAACAUUGGCGUGUACACCAACCCCAACCACGACUUGUGGAUUGCGGAGACCACCCCCAAAGUCGAGGAUGUCCAGAGCGGCAAGGGCCUGCAGCCCGGCGAGGUCACUGUUGAGGUGCGCAGCACUGGUAUUUGCGGAUCCGAUGUUCACUUCUGGCAUGCUGGAUGCAUCGGUCCCAUGAUUGUCACUGGCGACCACGUCCUGGGCCACGAAUCUGCCGGCCAGAUUGUUGCCGUCGCCCCUGAUGUCACUCACCUUAAGCCCGGCGAUCGUGUCGCGAUCGAGCCCAACAUCAUCUGUAACGCCUGCGAGCCCUGCCUGACUGGCCGCUACAACGGUUGCGAGAACGUCGCCUUCCUGUCCACCCCGCCCGUCGACGGUCUGCUCCGCCGCUAUGUCAACCAUCCUUCCAUCUGGUGCCACAAGAUCGGCAACAUGAGCUAUGAGGACGGCGCCCUCCUGGAGCCCCUCAGCGUGACCCUGGCCGCCGUCGAGCGCAGCGGGCUGCGCCUGGGUGACCCCUUGCUUAUCACCGGUGCCGGUCCCAUUGGUCUGAUCAGUCUGCUUAGCGCUCAGGCAGCCGGUGCCUGCCCCAUUGUCAUCACCGAUAUCGACGAGGGUCGUCUGGCCUUCGCCAAGAAGCUGGUCCCGUCGGUUCGCACCUAUAAGGUGGAGAUUGGCAAGUCGGUCGAGGAGUCGGCUGAUGGUAUCAUCAACGCCAUGAAUGAUGGCGAGGGCUCCGGCCCCGGUGCUCUGCGCCCGAAGCUGGCCCUCGAGUGCACGGGUGUCGAGAGCAGUGUCAACUCCGCCAUCUGGAGUGUCAAGUUCGGCGGCAAGGUGUUCGUGAUCGGUGUCGGCAAGAACGAGAUGACCAUCCCCUUCAUGCGCCUGAGUACCCAGGAGAUUGACCUGCAGUACCAGUACCGCUACUCCAACACCUGGCCCCGCGCCAUCCGUCUGGUGCAGAACGGUAUUAUUGACCUGCGCCAGCUGGUUACCCACCGCUUCGCCCUUGAGGACGCCCUCAAGGCGUUUGAGACCGCUGCCAACCCCAAGACCGGUGCCAUCAAAGUACAGAUUAUGAGCUCUGAGGAGGAUGUCAAGGCUGCCACUGCUGGUCAGUCCAUCUGA
Penicillium cinerascens is the source of this 1199-nucleotide messenger RNA. Its product is annotated as NAD(P)-dependent alcohol dehydrogenase. Bases 39 to 1199 code for a protein of 386 amino acids. The transcript is spliced from 2 exons. NCBI's taxonomy places the organism in Eukaryota, Fungi, Ascomycota, Eurotiomycetes, Eurotiales, Aspergillaceae. Gene Ontology annotation, molecular function: L-iditol 2-dehydrogenase (NAD+) activity; zinc ion binding. The record is from RefSeq and is a predicted model, not a curated record. Gene Ontology annotation, biological process: D-sorbitol catabolic process.